Messenger RNA from Humulus lupulus (European hop), 1332 nucleotides. Its product is annotated as zinc finger protein GIS3. Gene Ontology annotation, molecular function: DNA-binding transcription factor activity; transcription cis-regulatory region binding. NCBI's taxonomy places the organism in Eukaryota, Viridiplantae, Streptophyta, Magnoliopsida, Rosales, Cannabaceae. Gene Ontology annotation, cellular component: nucleus. Gene Ontology annotation, biological process: gibberellic acid mediated signaling pathway; trichome differentiation; trichome morphogenesis. The transcript has a single exon. The record is from RefSeq and is a predicted model, not a curated record. Bases 73 to 768 code for a protein of 231 amino acids.
CCCAAAUUUUUUUCUCUUUCUCUAAUUUUGUCUCACUUUCAAGUUCUCUCUCUCUCUCUCUCUCGCUCUAACAUGGCGGAGCUAGACUACCAAAUGACCAAAGCUUCAAAUUCUACUUCAAACAGCUCUCCCACCACGCGCUUAAAACUCUUCGGCUUCAACGUCCAUGACGACGAGGAACCGGUCGUCGCCGACUCAGCCAAAACGACACCAUCAGGUUCGCCGGAAUCCGGCGGGUUCCAGACUUCCGGCGACCGGAAGUACGAGUGUCAGUACUGCUGUCGGGAAUUCGCCAACUCCCAAGCUCUCGGCGGCCACCAAAACGCGCACAAGAAAGAAAGACAGCAACUCAAGCGAGCCCAGCUACAAGCAAGCCGACACGCUGCCGUUUCGUACGCGAGGAACCCGAUUAUCUCCGCCUUCGCGCCGCCGCCGCAUCUUCUUUCUCCUGCGGGACAGGUAAUGGUUCCGGCGGCUUCUCCGUCGUGGGUUUACGUUCCACGUGCGGCGCCUCCUUUCCACGUGUCGCAUGGUUGCGUGUUUCCGCCGGCGAUGAACGGAGGUAGGGGUGCAGCGAGCUUAUCGUACAGUAGCGGAACAGGGGAUUCGACAUUGACGAUGGAUUCUCAGGUACAACAGUCCCGGGCCCAUAAUUUGAGGGUUGAUGGGCCAUCGUUGAGUAGGUUCUCGAAAGGAGAUGGUGGGCCCAGUUUUGAUGAUGCAUUGGGCUUGGACUUGCAUCUCAGCCUUGCGCCGGCUGCACCGUAAAAGAAAAUUGGCUGGGCGCCACUCGAUCGGCUUCGCUAUUGGCUCAUGAUUUUGAAAAUGAAAAAAAAGCAUGGACUAUUGGCAUUAUGGCUAACAAUUUCGUGUCCUGGGUAGGGUCCAACAGUAAGUUAUAUAUAAAUAUGGCUAAUUUCCCUACUUCCCAGCAGAACUCUAAAAAAAAAAAAAAAAUUGAAAAGGAAAAAGAGUUCUUGAUAUAUAUAUGGCUGAUGUUAAGCACUCGGCUCAGUCAAGCCAAGCUUGACAGCUUUGCUUUGAGAUGGUUAUUUUUAGAUACUGUUUUUGGGUAUGGCUAAGCUGGUUCAUGAACUUGGCUCAGCAAAUUAUUCGGCUGGGAAGCUCGAUCAUAAUGUUUAUUUAGCCAGAGUUGGAACUUUGUACAUUUUUACAUUUUUUAAUUUAUUUUUUCAAAUUUGAAAGUAAUUAAUUCACUCACUCAGCACAUCACAUCACAUCACCAUUUAUGCUGUAGUUCACUAUUGUUUUCCCUUUUGAAGUUUCAACGGUGUGUAUAUAAUAUAACUUGAAAAAUAGCUUUUUUUUUAA